Brenthis ino (lesser marbled fritillary) is the source of this 198-nucleotide messenger RNA. The record is from the annotation of a GenBank genome assembly. Lineage: Eukaryota; Metazoa; Arthropoda; Insecta; Lepidoptera; Nymphalidae.
AUGUCUCGUCAAGACAAAAAGCGUUAUUCCGUAGAUAACCCUUGGCGUGCUGAUGAAGUUGUCGCGAUGUUUGAAAUGUGUGUAAUUAAAAGGCGACGAGGCGAGAUCCCGAGGGCCCUCGACGCCGGCAUACACGCGCGCCGCCCUGCGCCGCUCGCACUCGUUCUGCGCUCUCCUCAGCUCUUGACUACGCGUCAC